AUGUGUUUCGGAAGCAAAUUGAAGGGCGACGCAUCACCGGGAUUUGACAACGAGAACCUCAAUUCACGACCAGUCAACACGAUACCUCAAAGUAAAGGUUCAAUAAAAAUGCCGCAGAAUGAAUCUUAUUCUCCCCCAGCGGGACCACCUCCUUCACAACAACAUGCGCCCUAUAAUGAUCAAUAUGCACCCCCACCUGGUCCCCCACCUUCGCACGAAUAUACCCCUCCUUCGGGCCCACCACCGUCGCAAGCUCAAGCACCAUAUCAUGACUGGCAAACCGCAGUUCCCGAUACAUCUCUUCUACCCCCUCCCCCAUCUAUGGGUUAUCAGCGAAGCGAUGCAAACAACGCCACCGAAGAAGAGGCAUUACAAGGGAAAGCAUGGUGUGAACAGAACCCUUUGGCACCGCCUGUAGAGUUCCCACAAGCAGCUCUAGAAGCACUUGAUGCUGCAAAUAUUGGUGUCAUUAAACCAAGAUCUUACAAUGGUGAUCUUUCGCGUCUACGACAGGGUGUUUGGGCGGGAAAGACAAAGUCCAACAGCAAGGAUUCAUGCAUCAUUUCUACCCUUCCGCUAUACUCCGUAUACGCGCAUUCUCCUUUACGAACUGAAAUAGGCAAGACGAUAUACUUUGAGGUCAAAAUAUCAAAUAGGUAUCGCGGAGAGAUUACUUUGGGCUUAGGAUUUGUUGCGCAACCAUACCCAACCUUCAGAUUGCCUGGAUGGCAUCGAGGAGCACUAGGCGUUCACGGGGACGAUGGUCAUAAAUAUAUCAAUGAUCUCUGGGGCGGUAAGGACUUCACAAAUAAAUUCCAAGCCGGUCAGACACUCGGGAUCGGAAUGACUUUCACUCCGCGGAAUGUUAACAACCCUCCUGCUUACGACUCUGGGCCAGCGCAGACCACGGCCCAAACCCCUAUUAAUGUUGAGAUUUUCUUUACUAGAGACGGUAAGAAGGAUGGCGGAUGGAAUCUUCAUGAAGAGGGUGAUUCUGUAGAAGAUCUCCCCGUCACAGGAUUGGAAGGCAUGCAUGAUUUAUAUGCCGCUGUAGGAACAUUCGAUAAUGUCGAAUUUGAAAUCGUAUUCAAUGAAAGGGAAUGGAUGUAUCACCCUUGA
Botrytis byssoidea is the source of this 1119-nucleotide messenger RNA. RefSeq lists its product as uncharacterized. The record is from RefSeq and is a predicted model, not a curated record. Lineage: Eukaryota; Fungi; Ascomycota; Leotiomycetes; Helotiales; Sclerotiniaceae. Bases 1 to 1119 code for a protein of 372 amino acids. The transcript has a single exon.